Messenger RNA from Trichomonas vaginalis G3, 755 nucleotides. RefSeq lists its product as uncharacterized. NCBI's taxonomy places the organism in Eukaryota, Parabasalia, Trichomonadida, Trichomonadidae. The annotation marks the transcript as partial. The transcript has a single exon. The record is from RefSeq and is a predicted model, not a curated record.
AUGUGUCCAUUUAGAGACUAUAACAAAGCAGUCGAGAAUUUGAAACGUUUAGUCAUUUAUGUUGACUCUGCCCCAGAAUGUUAUGUCAUGAAAGAAUGGGAUGUUGUCUUUAACAAACCAAGAGCAACAAUAGUGUCUGAACAAGAAUGUAGACAGAAACUUAAGAAAAUAAAAGUUGUACAAGUUGGCAUGAAGAUGUUAGAUGCUUGGGAUAUCUUAUUGUCAAAACUUGAAGAUUUUUCAGUUCGUGGUAUAAAGUUUUAUACACCAUCUCCAAACUUCUAUUCUAUCUUCACUGGAUAUAAAUACGAACAAGUAGAAUGGAAACACAGUAUUAUAGAAGCUUGGUUAGACCAUGUCAAAGAAAUUAUAUGCAAUGGAAACGAAAGAGUCUAUGAGUAUAUCUUAUGUUGGUUUGCAAACAUCUUACAACAUCCAAGUGCUAAAAAUGAAACUGCUCUCAUUAUAAUUGGAAAACAAGGAACAGGUAAGAAUACUUUCUUUACAGAUAUUUUGUGCAAACUGUUAGAAGGUUAUUCGAAUCCGAAUAUGACAAACUUAGAAAACAUCUGUGGCAAGUUUAACUCCUCAAUAGAGAAUAUGAAACUUAUAGUUUGCAAUGAACUUCAAAGUAUAGAUACAACAAAAGUUUUGAACUCAGAUGCUUUGAAGAGUCUUAUAACAGACAAAGUUGGAGUUGUUGAAAGAAAAUAUAAAGACCAAAGAGUUUGUGAAAAUGUUGCAAACUUCAUUAU